CGGCGGCGUUUCUUCACUGGCUCGCCAUUUGAGGCAAAAGAAAGAAAAGAAAAAUAUACAACAGUAGCGGCAGUCAAAAAUGGGUCUCGCUCCAAAUCCACUUGAAAGAGAAAAAUUUGAACUGCUCUCAUUACUUACAGGCCCCUUCUCCUCUUUUAUUAGAUCCAAACCAACCGGUCAUUAUUAGAUCUCUUUAUCAACCAUUUUUUUUUUAAAAAAAAAAUGCAAAGCAUUUUAAAUCUAUAUAUUGCUGCCUAUGAUUUCUUAGAAUUCUGUUAAAGGAAAUGGAGUUCACCGAAGCUUAUAAACAGACCGGUCCCUGUUGUUUCUCUCCCAAUGCCAGAUAUAUCGCCGUCGCCGUCGAUUACCGUUUAGUCAUUCGUGAUACGCUGUCGUUUAAGGUUGUGCAGUUGUUUUCAUGUUUGGAUAAAAUAAGCUAUAUAGAAUGGGCAGUUGAUUCUGAAUACAUUCUAUGUGGACUUCAUAAAAGACCAAUGAUACAAGCAUGGUCCUUAACACAACCUGAAUGGACUUGUAAAAUAGAUGAAGGUCCAGCCGGCAUUGCUUAUGCUAGAUGGAGUCCAGAUAGUCGUCAUAUACUUACUACCUCCGAUUUUCAAUUGCGUUUAACUGUUUGGUCACUUGUUAAUACAGCUUGUGUUCAUGUUCAAUGGCCAAAACAUGCUUCUAAAGGCCUUUCUUUUACUAAAGAUGGGAAAUUUGCUGCCAUUUGUACUAGGCGUGAUUGUAAGGAUUAUAUUAAUCUGCUUUCAUGCUAUACGUGGGAGAUAAUGGGUACUUUUGCUGUUGAUACAUUGGAUUUAGCUGAUAUUGAAUGGUCCCCGGAUGAUAGUGCUGUAGUCGUUUGGGAUUCACCUCUUGAAUAUAAGGUUUUGAUUUAUUCACCAGAUGGAAGGUGUCUGUUCAAGUACCAAGCAUAUGAAAGUGGACUUGGUGUAAAAUGUGUUUCAUGGUCUCCUUGUGGCCACUUUCUAGCUGUGGGUAGUUAUGAUCAGAUGUUUCGGGUUCUCAACCACCUAACCUGGAAAACCUUUGCUGAAUUUAUGCACCUAUCGACAGUUCGUGCUCCUUGUUGUGCUGCUGUCUUCAAGUGCUUUCCUUUUUCUCUCUCGAAUUGCCAGGAGGUGGAUGAGCCAUUGCACCUUGAUAUGUCUGAACUUAGUUUAAGUGAUGAACUUCUCCAAGGCAAUUCUGAUGCUGCAGAAGGACACUUCAGAGUUAGGUAUGACAUCACAGAAGUGCCUAUUGCGCUGCCUUUCCAGAAGCCUCCUGCUGACAAACCAAACCCUAAACAAGGAAUUGGCCUCAUGUCAUGGAGCAGGGACAGCCAGUACAUCUGUACUCGUAAUGACAGCAUGCCAACCGCUCUCUGGAUAUGGGACAUGCAUCACCUUGAGCUUGCUGCCAUCUUGGUGCAGAAGGAUCCUAUCCGAGCAGCCACUUGGGAUCCAACAUGCACAAGACUAGUUCUGUGCACAGGCAGCUGCCACUUGUACAUGUGGACUCCUUCAGGGGCUUACUGCGUUAGUAAUCCGCUUCCACAGUUUUGCAUAAAUGAUCUCAAGUGGAAUUCAGACGGAAGCUGUCUUCUCCUCAAAGACAAGGAAUUAUUCUGCUGUGCUGCUGUGCCCCUAUUGCCAGAAUCUAGUGACUAUAGCUCUGAUGAUUGAGACAUAUCUACUCUCCUAGGCGAGACGACAGUCAAUUAGUAAAAAGAUGUAAAAAGGCACCCACGGUCAACCAAGCAGUCGUGACUCUCUGUUUCUUGCUGUACUAUGUUGUAUCUGAGAGACCUCUGUUAGUUGUAGUUCAGAGUUCAGCCUGUAGUGACAGUUCUGCUGUGAUGUACAAUUACUUAAUAGUGGCAUAUUUUAUCUUUAGGUUUCCAUCUGUA
Molecule: messenger RNA, 1915 nt
Organism: Ricinus communis (castor bean)
Lineage: Eukaryota; Viridiplantae; Streptophyta; Magnoliopsida; Malpighiales; Euphorbiaceae
Product: WD repeat-containing protein WRAP73
Exons: 6
Coding region: 285-1691 (468 amino acids)
Biological process (GO): microtubule anchoring at mitotic spindle pole body; mitotic sister chromatid segregation; protein localization to mitotic spindle pole body
Cellular component (GO): microtubule organizing center; mitotic spindle; MWP complex
Molecular function (GO): protein binding
Source: RefSeq, a predicted model, not a curated record